GUGCGGAUCCCCCUCCCGCCGGCCAGACCCGCCGGUGCUGCGGGAAGCCGCGGACUCUCAGCCCCAUCUCCCGGCCGGCGGGAGCAGCUGCGCGGGGCGGGCAGAACGGAGCGGGUGGAUGCCCGCCGCCCGGCAUGGAGCAGGCCUGCGAAGUGAGCCGCCGCAGCUGCCUCGUCCCCUUCGGCACCUCGCUGUCGGCCGCCGAGCCCAAGGGCGGCCCCUUCGGCGAGGCCCGCGGCCCCGAGCCGCCCGCCAUGCAGCUGGCGGCCGCCAAGCCCGGCUACGGCCAGGACCCGUCGUCCUGCUACAUCCCGCUGCGCCGGCUGCAGGACUUGGCUUCCAUGAUCAACGCCGAGUACCUCGGCGGUGCCGCCGACGGCGCUGAGGCCCUGCCCGACCCUGGCUCGCCGGGCCCCCGGCUGCCCGCGGCGCAGGACCCUGCGGCCGAGGUGCCCCGCGGGGCCCGGGCCUUCCCCCUGCUCCUGCGGGACAGUGGAGAGGAGGCGCUGGAGGAGGAGGAGGAGGGCGCCGAGACUCCGGAGGAGGAGGAAGAGGACGACGACGACUACGACGACGACGACUACGAGGAAGAGGAGGAGGAGGACGACGACGACGAGGAGGAGGAGGCGGCGACAGAGCUCGGCCCGCGGAGCCGCGGCCGCUCAGCUUCGCAGCGGGGCCCCGACAGCCGCCCGCAGCCGGCCGAGUCCGUGCCGGACGGCGGCCCCGGGGACCAGCCGGAGUCCUCGGCCGCCCUGCAACUCAUCCGAGCCAAGAAGAAGCCUCCAGUGAAGUAUGAAGUUGGGGAUCUUGUUUGGGCCAAGUUCAACAGACGCCCAUGGUGGCCAUGCACAAUUUGUCAUGACCCAGUGCUGGACUGUCACUCAAAAAUGAAAGUUUCCGGUGGGAGACCAUACCGAGAGUAUUAUGUGGAUGCCUUAGGAGAACCUUCAGAGAAAACCUGGGUUCCUGGGAAAGCUGUUGUCCUCUUUGAAGGGAGACAUCAGUUUGAAGAGCUGCCUGUUCUCCGGAAAAGAGGAAAGCAGAAGGAAAAAGGAUACAAACACAAGGUUCCUCAGAGAUUUAGGGCUAAAUGGGAAGUCAGUGUUGGACAGGCAGAAGACAUUCUUCUCGGGGGGCCAGAGGAUCAGAAGUGCAGCCAGAACUCGAGCGAGCCGGACAGCGAGAAGGACGUGCAGCUGGAAUACUACAGCAAUGGCCCUGGAGCAGAAAGGGACACGCAACUGAACGGCUGCUUAAAAUCCUUGGCUUUUGACUCCAGACACGUGGCCAGUGAAAAAGGAAAAUUGCACAUCAAGCCACAGGUGAAAACAACCUCUGAAAGCAGAAAAAGGACUAGAGUAAAAAAGAGUGGUGCAAGAGGGGAAGCACCGAGGGAAGAAAGCAAAGACAAAACACCAGAGAGCGUAGUUAGAAACGUGAUUGUUGGGGACCUGCCAGAGAAACAUGCGUCUCACGAGCUUCGCAGGAUUGCCAACAGCCUGACAGCAGCCAGUAGCACCAGGGAAAACCAUUUGCUGUCCUCCUUUGGAGAAAGACGCUUUGAAAAGACUCCUCUAAAACCAGACUAUGAGAAUCGUAAAAGUGACGCUCUGAAAAGCACCCUCCAAGGAGAUUUGUUUUCCAGCCCGUCUUUUGAGAGAGAGAAGAGCUCCCUGGGCAUUUUGUGCAGUUCCAAGUUACAAAUACACUAUUCUGCAUCUGAUGGUGGUGUUGAGAAAAAACAAACUGAAUCAGAUUCAUCCUCUUCCCUUUCUGAUGGUGGGAACAGUGAUGUAGAUACCAUGGACCAAAGUUCAGAGAGAGCCUCUAGUGCUCUUGAAGUUAGUGAUUCUUCAGAUAAAGUGGAGAAGGACUUUGCUAUGACAUCAAGUGGAAACAUUAAACUUUCCAUGUAUCUUUCUCAGAAGAGCAGCAGAAGGGCCAGGAAGAAGUCGCACAGAGAUCGCAAAGCUCUGGGAGGUUCAGUAACCAACAGACUUGAUGCUGAAUUUGUGGAUGGGGAGCUUGAAGUAGGUUUGUCUGAUGCUGAGAUGUCAUUGACACCUCUCGAGUGCUCUUCAGAUGUGAGAAAUUACAAUCUUUCCCUAGCAAAUAAGCACACUACCCCCCAAAGUGUUUCCAAGGAGGGCUCCUGGCCUGCUGUUACAAAUCAAGCAAUCUUGAAAGCAAAAAGCAUGAAAUUACCUGGAAGCAGAAGUAUAAAAUGUAAACAUAAAGAAAAGGUUGCUGGGUUGGAGCCUUCUCUUGCAGAAGAGGAGGGUGCUGUGAAUCACUGUUCUUCAGAUACCAAAGGUUUCUCUGGCCUUUCAAGAGAUUCUCUUCAGAGAAGUGGAAAAGUUGAUGGUCAGAAACUGUUAAACAACAUGCAUGAGAAACCCAGGGAUUCUGCUGAAAUCGAAACAGCCGUGGUGAAGCACGUUCUGUCAGAGCUGAAGGAACUGUCCUAUCGGUCCAUGAAUGAUGAUGCCAGUGACUCUGGCACUCCAAAGGCCACAGUACCUUUGCUUUUCUCCUCUGCUUCUGGUCAUGGUCGUUUGCCCAUUGAACCAGAUUACAAAUUCAGCACCUUGUUAAUGAUGUUGAAGGAUAUGCAUGACAGUAAGACAAAAGAGCAGCAACUGAUGACUGGUCAAAAUAUAGUCCCAUUUCGAAAUACCAGCACAGGUGAUGGUUCUGGAAGCAAUUCUGCAAGUGGUCUCAAGUCUUUGUCUAUUGUAGGUCCCCCAUAUAAAAUAGAAAAAAAUGGAGAUUGUGUCCAGGAAACCGUAACUCCAAACUCUGCUAUAAGCAACUCCUCAUUUUCACGUGGUCCUCCAACCAAGUUGACAGGGAUUGGUACUGGUAAAAGGGAGCCUGCGAGUGCUGCUGUUUCUGGGACAAACGGCACAAAUUGCAUGUCCAAACGCAACUGUUCAAAAUCUAAGCAGUCAUCAAAGCUUGGAGAUAAAACAGUUUCAAACAGAAAGGACUUAAAACCAGGAGGGCCAAGUAAGUUGCUAAGUCGGUUACCCAGAGAUUCAGGAGAACAUGCAUUCCGUGGGCACAGUUCGGUUACCAGACCUCUAGGGAAUGAGGCAGAAGAUACUGAGAGGAAGGAGUGUAUUGAUUUAACAGAGCAUUCAACUGAUGAAGACUCUGCCUGUUUAUCUGAUGACAAUUUAGGUCGUAUUGGAAGGAGACCUGAAGCUGGUAGAAAUAAUGAGAGCUGCAAUUCUGCUGAAAAUGGGGAGAGUCCAGACUUGGAUUCAGAGGCAAAUAGUGAGAGCUCUCUUGGUGAUGAGUCUAAUGAUACCAAUCACGUAGCACCCAAAAAGCGAUGGCAGCGUUUUAACCAAAGCAGUGCUAGAUCUAAUAAGCACACCAGUAGAUCUAGGGAACAAGGAAACUUGGAGAGUGCCUUUGGCCUGAAUUCUCGUGGCUUUUCACUGAAGGGAAAUGAGUGCUUGGGACGUAGGCAUUCCCCUCAUUCAAAGGUGCUUGAGGGAGACUUGGCAGUUCAGGACUUUGAGAAUCGUUUAGACUUAGUUGAUAAACGUUUGAAUGUAUGUGGUAAGCCAAACACCAGUGUGAUGGACUCAGAAACAGAGCUUGGCAACUUUGCUCCCCAGUCUGAAUUCUCUGCACAAGCACAUUCAGAGAGGAAACGCCUUAGAAAGCCAAGUAAACGGCUUCUGGAAUAUGCAGAAGAAUAUGAUCACUUGUUUGCACCCAAGAAAAAAUCAAAGAAGGGCCAGGAGCAAUCACAAAAGGUGAAUUCUGUGGCGAGGUCUGAAUGUGAAGGAGGCGUUCCUGCACAAUGCAGUCCUGACAGAGAGACCCAGCGGGGGCCAAGUUCUUUGGUUUCAACUCCAUCUUCAACCAAAGAGUCCCCUCCCGUCCUUGAAGCAGAGUGUUCCUUCUCAGAACUAGGAUCCCACUCCACUGAUCCCCCUAGUCAAGCUCAAGGAGGAUCUUCAGAUUUUCCAGAGGUGGUGGUUCUGUCUUCCUCGGAUGUUUCUGAAGUUUCUGCUUCUCCAGAUGCAGAAGAGGGAUUCCUGAAAUCAGGAAACUUCGAAAGCAAGCGUCAAAGGAAGCCCACUAAAAAGCUCUUGGAAUCCAAUGACUUGGACACUGCCUUUAUGCCAAAGAAGGAGGAAUGGACUCCCCAAAAGAAGGGUACUGGCCCUUCAGAGAGUGACAGCUCUGAGCUCUACUCACCAGGCCACUUCCAGGACACGGGAGAAGCUUCUGAAAAGCUCUUGGAGAAGCAGCGAAAGCGGAAGAGGCAGCGCCAUACCUCUGCUGCAGUCCAUUCCAAGAAGGAGAAAAAUGAGGAGGGGCUGGGGGAGACCCCACACUCUGAGGGCUCACUCCUUGCUCAGAGAGUGGUUAUGCACAGAAAGGGGGAAACAUCGGUUCAUGGGACUGCUGCAAGCCCCAAAGAGGGUCAUGAGGAGGGGUCAGAGAAUGACCAUGGAGUGCCUUCGUCCAAAAAGAUACAGGGGGAGCGUGGAGGAGGAGCAGCUCUCAAGGAGAAUGUGUGUCAGAUCUGUGAGAAGCCAGGGGAGUUGUUGCUGUGUGAGGCGCAGUGCUGUGGUGCUUUCCACCUGCAGUGCCUUGGGCUCUCCGAGAUGCCAAAGGGCAAAUUCAUCUGCAAUGAGUGUUCCACAGGGGUCCACACCUGCUUUGUGUGCAAGAGCUGCGGGGAGGAUGUGAAGCGGUGCUUGCUGCCCCUCUGUGGGAAGUAUUACCACGAAGCCUGCAUCCAGAAAUACCCGCCCACAGUCAUGCAGAACAAGGGCUUCCGCUGCUCCCUGCACAUCUGCAUGACCUGCCAUGCUGCUAACCCAGCAAACAUCUCUGCCUCUAAAGGUCGCCUGAUGCGCUGCGUGCGGUGUCCGGUCGCGUAUCACUCCAACGACUUCUGCCUGGCCGCCGGCUCCGUGGUCCUGGCCUCCAACAGCAUCAUCUGCCCCAACCACUUCACUGCCCGCCGGGGCUGCCGCAACCACGAGCACGUCAACGUCAGCUGGUGCUUUGUCUGCUCGGAAGGGGGCAGCCUUUUAUGCUGCGAGUCGUGCCCGGCUGCGUUUCACCGUGAGUGUCUAAACAUUGAGAUGCCAGAGGGAAGCUGGUAUUGUAAUGAUUGCAAGGCAGGCAAAAAGCCACACUACAAAGAAGUAGUCUGGGUGAAAGUUGGGCGCUACAGGUGGUGGCCAGCUGAGAUUUGCCAUCCUAGGACAAUUCCUGUCAACAUCCAAAAAAUGAAACAUGACAUUGGCGAGUUCCCUGUGCUGUUCUUUGGCUCCAAGGACUACCUGUGGACCCACCAGGCUCGUGUGUUCCCUUACAUGGAAGGUGAUGUCAGCAGCAAAGACAAGAUGGGGAAAGGCGUGGAUGGCAUUUACAAAAAAGCUCUUCAGGAAGCUGCUGUGAGAUUUGAAGAAUUGAAAGCACAGAAAGAACUGAGACAACUUCAGGAAGACAAAAAGAAUGACAAGAAACCUCCUCCCUACAAACACAUCAAGGUGAACCGGCCCGUGGGGAAGGUGCAGAUCUUCACUGCAGACCUGUCCGAGAUCCCGCGCUGCAACUGCAAACCCACGGACGAGAACCCCUGCGGCCUGGACUCGGAGUGCAUCAACCGCAUGCUGCUCUACGAGUGCCACCCCCUGGUGUGCCCUGCGGGGGAGCGCUGCCAGAACCAGUGCUUCUCCAAGCGCCAGUACCCCGAGGUGCAGAUCUUCCGCACGCUGGCACGAGGCUGGGGCCUGCAGGCCAAAACAGACAUCAGGAAGGGUGAAUUUGUUAAUGAGUAUGUUGGGGAGCUAAUUGAUGAGGAGGAGUGCCGAGCCCGAAUCCGCUAUGCUCAGGAGCACGACAUCACCAAUUUCUACAUGCUGACACUGGAUAAGGAUCGAAUCAUUGAUGCUGGGCCAAAGGGUAACUAUGCUCGGUUCAUGAACCACUGCUGCCAGCCCAACUGUGAGACUCAGAAAUGGUGUGUGAAUGGUGACACUCGGGUCGGGCUCUUCGCACUUGUAAAUAUCAAAGCUGGGACUGAGCUGACUUUCAACUACAAUCUGGAGUGUUUGGGAAAUGGAAAGACCGUUUGUAAAUGUGGUGCCCCAAACUGCAGUGGCUUCCUAGGAGUAAGGCCGAAGAGCCAGCCCAGCCUGAGCGAAGAGAAGUCCAAGAAGCUCAAGAGGCGGCCGCAGAUGAAGCGCAGGUCGCAGGCGGAGGUGAUGAAGGAGCGGGAGGACGAGUGCUUCAGCUGUGGGGAUGGAGGCCAGCUGGUCUCCUGUAAGAAGUCAGGCUGCCCCAAGGUGUACCAUGCUGACUGCCUCAACCUGACCAAGAGACCUGCAGGAAAGUGGGAGUGCCCGUGGCAUCAGUGUGACGUGUGUGGCAAGGAAGCAGCUUCGUUCUGCGAGAUGUGCCCCAGGUCCUUCUGCAAGCAGCACCGGGAAGGAAUGCUCUUCAUCUCCAAGCUGGAUGGACGAUUAUGCUGCACAGAGCAUGAUCCCUGUGGGCCUCACCCUCUAGAGCCAGGAGAAAUUCGUGAGUAUGCACCUCCCAUAGAAGGCCUGACUAACGGCGAGGACACCCAGCCGCCAGAGCAGGUGCCUGCAGAAACAGAGGCAGACACAGACCUGAGUGUUCAGCCCCUGGACAGCCUACCUCAGUCUGUGGCCCUCAGACUGCAGUCACCAGAAAAGCCCCCUGCUACCCUAGCUCUGAGGCUGCCUUCUUCAGACAAGCCCCCCACCACCCUUGCCCUGAGGUUGCAGCCAUCAAACAAGCCCCCCACCACCCUGGCCCUCAGGCUACCUUCACCAGACAAACCACCUGCCACCCUGGCUCUGAGACUGCCACCGUCAAAUAAACCCCCCGCCACUCUGUCACUGAGGCUGAAGCCAUCCAACAAACCCUCCACCACCCUGUCACUACGGCUUCAGCCUUCGGACAAACCUCCCACCACCCUGUCGCUCCGCCUGCAGCCAUCAGACAAGCCCCAGGCUGCCCUGUCCCUGAGGCUGCAGUCAGAGAAGCAGCCCAUCAUCGUAGCACUGCGGCCUCAGCAGCCCGACAAACCUCCCAGCAACGCGGUGCUCUGGCCGCUGGACGAGUCCUCCAGUGACGCCUCGCAGCCUCAGCUGCCGAGCAAAUCUCCUCCAGGAUCACCUCAGUCCCCGCUGGAUGAGUCACUUGUCACUGCUGCUGACCUGCAGCUCCAGCUGGCAGAUGAGACUCCUGAUGCCCCCGAGGUUUUGGAGUUAUCGGACAAGUCCCUCAUUGACAGCAGGGCGCAGCAGCCCGAGCUGCUGGAUGAGUUCCCUGUGAAAUGCCUGCCUCCUCCACUGUCUGACAGACUCCUGGCCACCGUGGGGAUGCUGCAGUCCCAGGCAGGGGAUGAGCCCUCUGAGGCCGAUCAGCUCCAGCCCCUGGACAACUCCUUUGCCCAGAGUCCGCAGCCACAGGCUGUGCAAGAGGCUUCCAGCUCUGGGGUGCUGCAGGUCCCAGAAUUGGAGAUGGCUUCCAGUCCUGAGGUGCUGUGGUCUGUUUCUGUUGAAAAAGUCCCAGACUCCCCAGUCUCACGGAUCCUGCCCUCAGAGAAGGCUCCUGGAUCAGCAGUACCACAAUCCCCACCUCUAGAAAAGGCUUCCUUCUCUGGGGCAGUGCGGGUCCCAGACACAGAGAAGUCUCCCAGCUCUGGGUCACCCUGUCCCCUGCCUCCAGAGAAGGCUGCUGAUUCGGGUGUGCCUCAGAUCCUGCCCACAGAGAAGGCUCCCAGCUCAGGGUUGCCAUGGCCCCUGUCUCUGGAGAAGGCUGCUGGCUCCCGGUCACCGCACGUCCUGCCCACGGAGAGGGGCCUCAGCUCAGGGGCCCUUCAGAUCCCGCUCACACAGAAGUCUGUCUCCCCCGGGGUGCUGCGACCCCUUCCUGCAGAGAAGGCCGCUGACUCCGGGGCCCUGCGGGUUCCUCCUUUGGAAAAGGCUCUCAGCUCUGGGGUGUCUCGGCCUCAGCUCUUGGAGAGGCCUCUCACUCUUACAGCCCCGUGGCCUCAGGCAUCAGAUAAGCUGGCUCCUGCUGUGGCUCCUCGGCCUCAGGCCUCGGACAAGCCUCUGGCUGCAUCAGCUCCGAGGCUGUUGCUGUCGGAGAAGGCGCUGCGUCCCGUCGACCAGAACGCUCAGCUGAAGGAGAGGGGAGCCCCAGCCAUGGAGAUGAGUCCCCAGCAGAAAGAGAGGACCAUGUUAGCUGGGGAGCAAAUCUCUUGGUCUGCUGGGAAGGUGGUGACACAGGUUGGACAAGUACCUUGGCCUACAGAGAAACUACAGACGCACGAGCAAAGCCACUGGUCCACCACGAAAACGCUGACACCUGCGGAGCAGCCUUCCCGGACAGCAGAGAAACUACCAGAGCCAACCCUUCAGCCCAGCUGGGAAGUGGCCUCAGCCCCCUCGGAGCAGAGCCCGUGGACAUCAGAGAGAUUGUGUGCAUUCGAGCAGACCCCUCGGCCAGCCAGGGAAGCGCCGGUGCCCCCGGAGCAGAUGCAGUGGCUUGUCACGAACGUUCAGACAAUUGAUCAGAUUGCUUGGCUGAGUGGAAAAGCACAGACUCCUCGGGGGCAGGACCCUUUGCCUGAACAAAACACAGCGCUAGCCUGUAACCAGGAUUCUGUCUGUCAUGAGUUGGCUGACUCAGAGCCAAAGUGAGGUUGGUGAAUAUGGGAGGCAGGUUUCAGUCGUCUAAUGUUUAGGGAGGGGGAAUCUUUAUUUUGUUUUUUUUAUUCACUUCCCUGAGCCCGGCCCCUAACCCAUGCACAUCCCAUCCAUAUUCUCUUGUGACGUGAGCAAGGACAUUCUCUUAAAUCUGAGUCUGGCCCAGCCAAAGGGAGAGAGCAUCCAUGACCUUUUCCUCUUCCUUUUACAAAUGGUAAAGCUGAAAUAAAGACUCCACUCUGGGUAAAAAUCUCCAAUUCCAUUGAAAUGGUCACAUUACUGAUCCAGCGUGUUCAAGCUCCAGGUUUGAUUCAUAGGUGGGUUCCUAGGCACAGCCAGGGCCUUGCUCUUGUUACUGCAUUUAAAGAAAAUGGAUCAGUCAGGCUGCCCUGGCACUGGAGAUGUUUCAGGGAUCAUGUGGUGAGCAGUCAGGUGUGUGUCCUUGCCAGAGUCCAGAAGCAGGGAAGAGAUUUUAUGUCACCUGCCCAGGUCUCUGUCCCUGCAGGGCGUUGCUUUACGAGGUUUGUCCGUGUGUUUACUGGGACAUCUGUGUGUGUGGUUUGCUCAAGGACAGGGAUCAUCUCCAGUGAGAUGGGAGAGGAGCUCCUUCACUCGCUCAGUGCAGUUUUCUCCAGCAAUAGGCAGUAUCCAUUCAGGCUCCUUUUUUACAGAGCUGCGAUUGGCCAGGCCCAAGAAGUGAGAAAUCUGGAGGAAGUCAGGGAAAAGAGAGAUCUUGGAAGAAGUCAUCUGGGAGUUUUUCAUUCUUGUGUCUUAAUCCUUUAGCACAGGACACGUGGAGUGUUUUCCUGCACUUGACGACGUAGUGACCCAUAAAGCAGCAAUAGUGGAGCAGAGUGGGUUCCUGGAGGUGCUGAGCACUGCCCUGCCAGGGGGACUGUGCUCCCUUUCAAAUUUCCAUCCAGUCUCUUCUAGACGUGUGUUGUCAGCGUGAGCCAGCGGACUGAGCAGUCCUUUCUCCCUUUGCCUCAGAUGUGUUCAGAACGCGUUCCCAUCACACCUGGUGUUGCCAGCAGCAAGCCAAGCCUGUCCCGCUCACUGCACAGAGGCAAGGGUGCCCUAGCUGGAUCGGGACCCAUCUCAACACCUUCCCCUUGUGUAGCUUCUGGCUUAACUCUUCUACAACCAAAGGAGACUUGAAUUAACUGGACUGUGUUGGUGUGCAUGUGUGUGUGCGCGUGUGCGUCCAUCCAACUGAAUUGUAGUUCUCACACUGGAACACGUUGGGCUCCAGCAGCUGCCUGGCUUUCUUUUUUUCUCUUCUCCCUUUUACAGUGAAGGCGAUGUUUAGUACCUGGUGGUCAUCGGGCUGCUGUCCAGACUAGGCCUGCUGAAAGCCGCUCACUCAAGCGUUGAGGCAGAAGUUGGUGUGGCUGUGGUGCUCGUGGGGCAGGCAGUAGAGUCCCAGGGACCUGCAGCAUCUCGUGACCACUGGCACCCUCGCAGGCAGGAGGAGGACAGACCUCCUUUGGUGGUACUGCCUGGCCUGGAUAGGGUUGGUGUCCUGCCGAGGAAACGCUGCUGACCAGCUUUUUCCCACUCUCACAACACAUUACCUCUGUAAUUACCUGAGCUCCACCGAUCUGGGGCUGCAGCCUCGGAUCUCCGUGCCGCCGCCAGACCCUUGCGCAGCUCCAGUGUGUGUAUCCUUCUCCUUCUCCUUCUUCCAGGCAGAUCCACAGCCCCUCCCCAGGAAGGGAGAGUCCAGCCCCAUGCUGACCUCCUUCCUCUAACAUGGGAGCAGGUCCUUGUUCUCACCUGGCUUGCAAGUGCCUGCUGCUCCCAGAGCAGACAGUCAUGAGCUUUGCAGUUUUCUAUGAAGGGAGGCAGACACCUGUACCAAGACAAAUCCUGAUCCGUUCUCCUUUCCUGAUGUGUGCACCCUGAGACAACGUCCUGCUGUAAAGGCCGGGUGUGCUGGGCACAAGGGGACAUUACCAGUGCUAUCUCUUCUCUAGUCCGAAUCAUUUCAGAUCCUUUGUAGAAUAGCUGACAGCUUGGAAAAGCUUUAUGGCUUAUGGAAACUUACUUGUUAAUGUUGGUUUUUUUUUUUUUUCCGGGAAGACUGGCAGGUCAGUUCCUGCUUGCUGCUGAAACUAGGGAAAUGCAAGCAGCUUGCAUUUCUGUGUGACUCCUCCACAAAGGGAAUCAGGACAACUCAGAUCCAUUGAGAGAGAAGAUUACCUUAAGGGCAUUCAUUAAGGUUUUUGAAUGAAAUUUUUAAAAAAAUUAUGGCGUUCAGUAUAUUAAGUAUUUAUCAUGUGUGAGAAGGAAAAUAAAUCUUGAAUUUACAUUUAUAAACCUUCCCAUGAGCUGGACUUAGUCAUGUAGAUUGUGUAAGUAGGGCUUCCUCAGUGCCAGCACCCAGCUAGCUCCCACUGUAACCAGAGAGGUCUCUGCACUGCUCUGUCCACCUCUGCUUCGCAUUGUCACGUGUUAACUAGUUACUUGUUUUAUGAAAAAAUAAACUGUGAAUAUUUUUGGUGCAGGCUUUUUUAAAUCUGUAAAAUGGAGAAGUUCUCAGUGAAUUCUCACAAGAGCAGGUUUGAAAAAAUCACUUCUGUAAAUCGCGGGCUCACGUGGCAGGGUGAGGCUCACGGCAGCGGCCGCCUUUCAUGCCAGCAGGUGCUUACCCAAAAGCUUGUUUGGAGCAGUGAACGUGGAUUAAACCUUUGCAUGGCAUUUUCCACAGCCUACUUUGUUGCAGCUACUGUACCCUGUCUCUCUUCUUGUCUCCCUUUUCCACAAGGAUCCAGGUUUCUGGCUUCUUAUCUUGCAGCUGCUCUUGGGAAGUUGAGUUCAGCUUAGCUGGGAGGCUGCUUGGCAGAACUGGUGUUGAGGAACUUCAUUGAAGGAGGAAGCCAGGACGCUGCUCUUCCCUCUUUGCUCUCGCUGGAGCCUUGGGUGAUGCUCUGUCAGAUCAGAAGGGCUUUUCAGAGGGAGUAGUGGUGCUUUUGGGAGUCUCUGGGCUUUUCUGGGUCGUGUAGACAAGGCUUGACCAGCUGUAGAGAGAGGUCCCAGCAGCCCUGCCCUUGUCCAGCCUGCCCUCAUCAGGGAGCAUGAGCUGGGGAACAGCUUCAGGCAGCAAAACCCUUGUGAAGGAAAUGUGGGCAUCUUCUGUACUCAAGGUGACUCACUGUGGUGGCAGCUGGCAGCACUGCCUUGGAGGAGGAGAGGGAUGUGUCUGUGUUGAAGCAAUUGGGUUUGUUUGCUGCCAUUUGUUGCUGCCUUCAGAAUUCAGCCAGUUUGAAUCAAGAGAGAUUUUAAAAGUAGAGGGUAGAGGCAAAGUAACUUAUACCCCUGGCAGACUCUGUGGGAGACGCUGCUGCAGCCUCCUGCUGGGCCCAGACCUGUGCAACAGCUCCAUGCCAAGGCUGUGAUGCUCUCUUGCUGUGUUGGAGGGAUCCAGUCACCUGGUCACUUAGUCCUGGGUCAGCCCUAAUUGCACCCCAGGUGGGUGAGAGGUGACUCCUGUGUUGAUUCACUGCUGUGGAGCACUGUAGAGGGAGAAUCAAGGGUGUCAUUAUCUCUGUCUCUUCCCUGGUGUCCCACGAUGGCUCACAGGAAUUUUCCAGACUCAUUCCUGGUAGGAGUAGCUCACUCUUCCCAUUUCUGAAGGGGAUGCAGGCUCUGCUCCUGUGUGAACGCUUUGCUGGUCAACAUCCCUGCUGCCCCUGCUCAGAGCAGUGGGCUGGGGUCAGCAGUGGGCUGUGGCCUCCACCCCACUGGAGGACCCACUUUAGUGGCAGGAGAGUCCCAGGUGCCCUUUGUGACAGAGGCGCUCUAAUGAGGGGUAACAGCAAGGUCAGGGCCUUGUGCCCUGUCGGGAUGAGGGUUACAGAAGAGGAGCCAGCACAGGACGUGUGGGAUGUGUGGGCAGGAUGAGGGGAGCAGGCACAGGCCACUCUUCUGUGUGGCUUGUCCCAUCUUUCCCAGUGCCCACUGUCAGCCAGGGCUCGGGUGAAUCUAGCAGGAGAGUUGUCACUGUAGGAAUAAUCAACUCACCUACUGCGCGUCUCCAGAUGCAAAUUAACUCAUGGUAGCUUGCUUUAUUGCUGUUUUCCAGUUAAACUUUUCCUAUUUAACAAAAAAAAAAGCUCCACAGGAACCAGAGUCACUUCAAUACACAAAGCAUCUGGGUGGUACUGUGGGAGCACGUGUUAAUUCAGGGUUAAACCCCUGCAGGCAGAGGCUCUGAAGGUGUGGCUGGUGUUAAAGUUCGGGAGAUAAGAGAGAUGAUUGAAUGUAAAGGACAUUAAAGAACUAAGGUGAGACAGUGCAUCUGCUAGAAAAGCUUCAGCUUAGUUUCACAGAAAACAAAAACGGAAGAGAAAGAAAAAGCAGCCCUAACCUUGAUGCUCUCGGCAAUGUGUUCACCCCGAGCAUGCUCUGGGUGUGCCCAGCUCGUAUCUGGACACCACAGCCAGUGUUGUGACAGGGCAGGGGGAGUUUGAGAAACUUCAGACCUUCAACACCUUCUGUUUAUUUUUAAUUUCAGCCUUUACUUCUGAUUUUGCUUGAUGUUUGGAAUAACCAUAAUUGUAACCUGCUUGUAAUGUGCUUUGCCCUAAAUUACUGAUGAGGCUUUUGGCCUUUGCUAGCCAGUGAGUGUUAAAGCAAAGUGGCAAAUCGUGCAGCUACUCUGAAAGUAUGGGGGGAUGCUGUGUUUGAUCUCCCAGGCUUUGCCCGUGCUAAUUACCCACCCUCCUGUGAUAGUGAUAACGCUGGUAGCAGCAUUUGCAGCCAAGGCUGCUCCUCCUGCAGCAGCACAGCUGGGCUGAUGGGUGCUUGGGGCUCCCAGGGCCUGGGACACAGGACACUGGAGCUUGGGGACUGCUCUGCCACAUGCCUGGCUUCAGCAGGAGUCUCACCUGUGGGGUGGCAGUGCCCUUGCUUAGCAGGAGAUGGGAGGAUGCAAGAUUCCUGCUCCAGGUCCUACAAAAGUGAUGUAAGCAAAGUUUGGUGCCAGGGGAACAGGGCAGAUUGUGUGAGCUUGGGCUGGAGGAGCAGCAGUGAUGGACAGUCCCUACAGCAUUGAAUCUACCUCCUAGGGAAAUCUGAGAAAUGGGUGUUGCUAUGGCCUAUUUCAAGGUAAAGUUUUAAUCAUGUUUGCCCUUGGCAAAGCCCUUGGGCUGUUGUGGUGCUAUUGUAAACCGUUGGCAGCUUAGCACAGUAGGGCUGGACUCACGCUCCUGGCCCACGGGCUGGGGCUUCUUGGCCAGCUGAUCCCAUCCCCUUGGAGCUGGGGCCAGGCUUCAGCACGUGUGACUGAAACAGGACAAGGAGUGACUCGGUUCCUUCAGUUUAUGGUGGUUUUGAGACUAAACCAGUGUGCCACUGAGCCCCGUGGGGAGCCUGUGGAGCCACGUGAAGCAAGCAGGCAUCCGCUACUGCAUGUUCUUCGUGUCCGUUUGGUACUGAGCUGGUUUCAGUUUUUGUUUCUUUUUCUGAUGUUUCCGAGUUGUUGACUUCAAGGAACUGGGUUUUGUGUAUUUUUUGUAGACACUGGGAACUUGUUAAAAGGAAAAGCAGCAAGCACGGGGAGGCUCAAGGUGGAGCGUGGCUGGAGCUGAGGGUGGCCCCAGCUGGUGUGGGUGGGAGGUGGGUGAGAUGUGUUGGCAGCAGGGGGGCAGGCAGGGAGUGGCUCUCCCUGCGAGGGGCCAUGGAAGCCUUUCAGCAGUGGCGCUCCCAGCCCUGCACAUCCGUGUGCUGAGCUCACUGCCCCACCAACCUGCUCACCCCCAAGACACAGACCGUGCUGGGCACCGUGCCUCGCUGGUAAUGUCCCCUGCCACCCUCCAGCACUGUGUGCUCACAGCUGGGGACCUGGCUGCCAGCUAGCUGAGAGCCCUGGGGAGGGGGGCAGCCCACUGCCCCUUCCUCACUGCCCGGGGACAUGGGGGGCCACUCAUGGCAGCAGCAAAAGUUGUGCUGGAGCCAUGAGAGGUUUGCUUGUGGGAAGAACCUCGGUGUGAGCAGCCCCAUGCUGCCUUCCUUCCCCUCUGAGGUCUGCUGCCCACGAGGUGGUGGUGAAUGGGAGUCCCCCAGAGGGUCCUGUUCUGCAGACUCAGGCAGAGGGAAGCACAUCAGGAGUCAAGGAUCCCAGCCAAGGCAGAGGCCAGCGCCAGAGCACUGCAGGGGGGACAAAGGGGUGCUCAGCCCUGGCCAGGAGUCGUCUGUCAGUUGUAAGAAGGAAUGCCAGAGCAGGUGAGAGUAAACUACAUAUUUCCAGCAUGUAUAUUAUUUUUAGAAGAGGGAGAGGGGAGAGUCUUGGACCAUUGAUUACUUUCAUUUUGCUCCCCUUAGACUGUUGGCUGUGUAUGUGAAACUUAUCAUGAAAAGAGGGUUGCCCUGCCCAGGUGCUCCCAGAACAUGUACUGUAAUUCUUUGUAUAUAGAAGAAAAAUUACUGUAAAGUAAAGUUUAACUUUACUCUCGA
Molecule: messenger RNA, 15182 nt
Organism: Camarhynchus parvulus
Lineage: Eukaryota; Metazoa; Chordata; Aves; Passeriformes; Thraupidae
Gene: NSD1
Product: nuclear receptor binding SET domain protein 1
Exons: 24
Coding region: 135-8720 (2861 amino acids)
Biological process (GO): regulation of DNA-templated transcription
Cellular component (GO): nucleus; chromatin
Molecular function (GO): histone H3K36 methyltransferase activity; protein binding
Source: RefSeq, a predicted model, not a curated record